Molecule: messenger RNA, 6584 nt
Organism: Lepisosteus oculatus (spotted gar)
Lineage: Eukaryota; Metazoa; Chordata; Actinopteri; Semionotiformes; Lepisosteidae
Product: BCL2 apoptosis regulator
Biological process (GO): negative regulation of intrinsic apoptotic signaling pathway; intrinsic apoptotic signaling pathway in response to DNA damage; extrinsic apoptotic signaling pathway in absence of ligand
Cellular component (GO): mitochondrial outer membrane
Molecular function (GO): protein heterodimerization activity; protein homodimerization activity
Source: RefSeq, a predicted model, not a curated record
AGUGACGGCGAGUGCAGUUGUAUCAAAGAUUUGUUGCUCACAUACUAUGUAACUGCAGCUUUAACGUAGUUUUUGCCGUGACGGUGCAAGGAGCAAGGCUUAGUGUUAUUUUCUUUCUAAACUUGAGAUCUUUUUAAUACAUUCCUCGGCGUCUUUUUUUGUGUGUGUGUGUGCGGAGACUCUCCUAGUCGAUUUACUUAAUCUGGGAUAAAAGGCAUUUCGAAAGCUACUGCUGUCUCUUCCGUCUUUCAAAGGCGCUGUUCAAAUGUCACUGGGAUAAUUCAGCGCCGCAGGACAGCAGUGCGGUUUCGUCCAAGUUUUGGAUGUGUUCAAGUGAUUAUCUCGAAUUAGGAAUCUAAGUGGAUACUUCCCAAAUUGCUGGAUUUGUGGAAAAUAUAUUCUAAAGGAUACGCGAAAACUUGGUACUUUUUUUUUCCCACGGAUCUUUCUCAUUGCUGAAAAGGGGCGUAAUAAUUAGAAUAGAUCAAACAUUCCUGGCGGAUUGCUUGCGGCUCUGGAGCUGUCUAAACGCCUGUAACCGAUGAAAAUAUAUAGCAAGCCGUUUACGAGUUUCUGUUGGAAAAUGCACGUGGCAUAGGACUGCUUGGACUUGCUGGGUUUGGUCGCGGCAUUUUGAGUCCCUAAAUAAUGGCAAAUAACGAAGCCCCGUACGAUACUCGGAAUAUCGUGACAAAAUACAUCCAUCACAAACUCCUGAAGAAGGGCUACGUGUGGGAAUCCCGCGUGUCCGGCGAGACCGAUCCCCCCAAUAACGGAUUGGUGGGCCCCUCCGCCUCGGGUCCGGGGCUGCAGGCGCGGCGGCUCCAGGCUGCCGGGGCCGAGCGCGGAGCUGUCCCGGUCCCCCGCCGGACCCCCCCGCCCGACCCCCACGCCGCUCUCCACAAGGUGCUGCGGGAGGCUGGGGACGAGAUCGAGAGGAUGUACCACCGGGACUUCGCGGAGAUGUCGGAUCAGUUGCACUUCACCCCCAACACCGCCCGGAGGAAGUUCACCGCGGUGGUGGAGGAGCUGUUUCGGGACGGAGUCAACUGGGGGCGGAUUGUCGCUUUCUUCGAGUUCGGCGGGACGAUGUGCGUGGAGAGCGUGAACCGGGAGAUGACGUCCCAGGUGGACAACAUUGCCAACUGGAUGACGGAGUAUCUCAACGGGCCCCUUCAGAACUGGAUCCAGGAGAACGGAGGCUGGGACGCCUUUGUGGAGCUCUAUGGGAGACAGAGAGGCUCCAUGUUCAGCUGUUCAUGGCCAUCUUUGAAGACUUUCUUUGGUCUAGCUGCUCUGGGCGCAGCAGGCCUGACCGUUGGAGCCUACUUUACACAAAAAUGAAGAAGCCAAGCACCUUUUUGUUUUCGACUAGCACUGCUCCCCUACAACACCAGUCAAAGUGCGCCAGAGGAAGUGUCCCGGAGGUACUGGUAUCCCAGAAUGCUAUGUGCAGGCUCCACUGCACUGCCUGGAAAGUGCCCCUCGUUACAGUUUGCUCUUCUAAACAAAUUGUGUCCUCACGUUUUAGGCAAGCAAAUGAGUAAGAGAGUUAUUUCAGAGAUACACGGAAUACUUGUUCCUUGUAGAUUAAGAAUUGUAGGUGAGAAUUAGAGCAAGUGAAUUCUUUACUUUUCUAUUUUAAAGAAAACUGUGGUCCUUUUCAGAUUCUUUCCAUAUUGCAUGUAUGUGUGUUUGUUUGAGUGUGCAAGUGUGUGUGUACCGUAUAUAUAUAUAUUUGUAUGUAUCAGAAUAUGUAUGUAUUUAUCUAACAGUGGUCCAAUCAUUUUAUUAUAUAUAAACUACACAGUUGGAAUUUGCUGUGGGAGUUGUAUGUAUUUAUAUCUCUGACUGUGAUUUGGCCAUUUUCAUGUGUAUAUUGGAAAUUAGUGAUGUAUAUUUAAGAAAAUGAUUGGACCACUGUCAGAUGCAUAUGCACAACUCCUACUGUGGGCUGCUUAGCUGAGUUGCAUGAAUUAUUCAGUGCAGUCUCAGUGUUGGUGACUCAAGGCAGAUAUUGCAGUUUUCCGAGUUGUAAAAAUACGAUUUUUUAAGCCCAGGGCCCUUAUAUGAUCAAUGGGUUCGGUCCCAGAGGAUUGCAGAGUAGCAUAGUAGAUGUUAUCAUUAUGUCUCAUGUUCUCGUAUUCUUAGAUUUAGAAAAGAUACAUCAUAAAUGCGCAGCUCUGCACCACCCCAAAUUGUAUAAGGCAAAGAGCGCUACUAAACUUUUCACAGUUAAAACCGUUUGCUUUCCACAGGGUUUGUCUUCUGCCUUGAAUCCCUCUUUGCCGAAUUUCUGUCAAAGCCAGUAAAGAGCAAUGUGUAUGUAAAGUGACCAACCAACCUACAGUAGGUGUUUCUCAAGGGUUUUGCCUCAAAACACGUCUCAAGUUGUGACAAUGACGCAUACACUGCUCAUGCCUCAUGACCCAGAAGGGUUUCAGUCUGACUUUUGGCAGGUAUGGAAAAUGCUGUACAAAAAACUGAGAAUUCAUAGGGCCACCUAGAGCAUCCCAGCUGAUGCCAGAAUUAUACGUACAAAAAACCGCUGAAAGAACUACAGCAGGUGUUUUAUUAACAGCCAGAGACUCUGGUCCCAAGGUUUACUUCACUUCCCAAGUGGAGAAUUUCUGAAUAGCUGGUAGAUAGAAAGUCAUCCUGCUUUGCUUCUCUGCUGUUUUUCCUGUAACCGUUACGCUCCUGUAUCCCAGCUAUCCUCCCCAUGAUUCCUUUUUUUUAUUUCUGUUCCAGCUGGGAAAAAUGAAAAAGUGCAUGUGGCGAUGUUCAUAACGGCAGUUAUUUGUUGUUGUUGUUGUCGUCAUCCAGAAUUGGCAAUACAAAUUGCUUGUUUUCACGCAGCCUAAUAAUUAGUUCGGGCUACAAAUCACAUGGCCAGAGGGAUCUAGGACUGAAAAUUGCUUUCAUCACAUAUCCCGAGAAAAAUAAUAAACAAGAAAAACGGUGAUGUCAAAUCGCAGAUUUGCCUCCAUAAUUUGCGUCUCACUUAGUAUUACCUCGUUUUAGCCGUUUAAAAAAUGAAAUUUGAAAAGACGCCAUUCAGGAGAAAGGGCACCUUGAUAAUUUACUGUAUGUGGAAUUCUAGUUAAAACAACCUUGUUCAGCAGUUCAGGAGAAAAGGCGAAAGUAAGACGAGAGAGGCAGAGUGAGGUCAAGGAAGGGUCUUGAGAGAGUCCUGUCGAAUGCUGAUGAAAAGAAGUGCUUUCAAAAAGCUGAUACACCCUCACUCACCCCAGAUGUCAGUAUUUCGCACGCCUGGGGUUAAAGGGCAUUCUGGAACACAAGGAGCCCCGUUGGCUCCAGAGAAAUUGGCACAAGGUCUUCUCCAUUUACAGCGCAGCUUCUUGUCUGAACUGUCAGCUCGUUAAGAAAGCAGGGAUGUCGAGGCAUGUUAACAAUAAGAGGGCAGGCUUCUGAUUAAAGAGGCAUGUAUAAAGUCUCAUCUCCCAGAGAGGAAAGCUGUGUUCAUUAUUGAGCAGAAGCCUUUAUUAAGCUCAGCUGAACACAAAUAUGAGUGUGUGCGUUCUGGUUAAGAUUUAGACAGGAUUCUUGUUAAUUUAGGCCAUACCACCCCAUGAAGGGAGAUUUUUUAUCCACAUUCCACAGGUGCACAGUUGUUCUCUUGCCCUCUCUCACUUUUAAUUAACUGCCUUGUUACUUGACAGACCUGUCUGGCUUGAAAUUGCUUUCCAUUCAUGUGUGCAGGUGAAGUGGGUAGCUGGUUAAUGUGUUCCAGUGUCUAUUUGGCUUUUAGCAUUUGAAGACCAGCUUGGUUUUCAGACUAGAAUGAACAUCCCUGGUUACAGACAUCGAUUUGAAAGUUUAAUUUAGAAUUUAGAACUCAUUUAGAAGUGUAAUAUUAAAUGUUUUUAUAAAAGAAUGCAGGCUAGCCUGACAGCACAGUUCAUUGUUGCAACACGUCUGUACCUCCAUUCCUUUACAGCUGAGUGUGCAGUAAAAUAAUUAGUUCUGGGAUUUAUCCAAAACUAGAUUGUAUUAUAAUUUUGCAUUGUUAGAAAAGUGCUCUUAAAUAAACUUAUUAUUAUUGUAAUUUGUUUUUUCUCCUUUGUUUUUUUCAUUUUCUAGCUCUGAAUUCGAUUGUUGAAACAGGUCGCUGUCACCAAUAGGAAUUUAAUUUCAGUUUACAAAACAAAAUGUUGUGCUGAUCAUUGGUUAUUUCAGACCUAGGUGCCCUCUGCCUGUGGAAACCAAGCUUCUUUGCUGCUGCUGCUUCACUAGGCUUUUGGUAGUGCUAUCCUUAUGUUUCAGCCUAAAUUCAUUGCUUUUCAGAAACUGAUUGCUUGCAAGGAAAAGUUCUUUUCAUUUUAACACUGCACCUUUGCGUCGCACACAGUAAAAAUAAAAUCUAUCUAAGCCUUCGCUUAGAGUGCUUCCAAAAGACAUACUAACUCUGCAUUAAAAAACAAAUUCUCUUCGUUUUUUCCUCUGUUAAACUAAAUUAAAUUAUUCCAGGUGGCUCAAGAAGCUAAACAGGCUUGUCCGGAGAGCAGAUUAAGUUUGGUCAUCGCUGGUUGAAGUCUGGACUGAGCCAUUAAAAUGGCCAUGAAGAGGACUUCCCACAGUGCAGUGCAACACCUGGCUGAGUGCUGCCCAUUCAGCAGUCGGGGUGUCCUCUCUGAUGAAUGGAGAGCCUGGGGAGUUUUGAGGCUCCCUCCAGCUUGCAGUGUUGCUAGCAAGAGAUGCCAAUCAGGAGGUCUCCUUUGGAGCUCGCAGCACAUGACAUGACGCAUGGCCCAACCCGGUGACUCUUCGUAAGCAAUCUUUGCGUAGUCACCCAUGUGGUACGAAGUUCGUCUCAGUUAAAGCGGCUUAACCUCACAAUUUCCGGCUCCAAAUUGAAUGGCUAGGUGAAGAAAAAAAGAAAAAAAAAACUGAUGUGUAGAAGACUGCUACUGAGGCGUAGCACCUGUCUCGCUGGGACACAGGAGCUGUGAACCUCCAGUAGGUCUAUUACUAGGCAGAGCAGAUGGAGAAAGUGAGAAAUUAAUUUCUUAAUAUUGAGGUGCACGUUUAGGACAACAGGACACAAAGAGUGACACUCCUCUCUCAUGAGCAGUUUAUGAACCACGAAGUCGGGACCUUAGGUUAAGGUCUUAUCCAAAAGAUGGCAGCUCUGAUAGCACAUUGUUCCCUGUCGCUGUACUGAGACAUGGGCUUCUGCUCCAGAGAGAACAGUGGGAGCUGCUUGUCCGUCUGCCACUGUACUUAUAGCAGCAACCUGCUUUUCCUUAGUCUCCCAAUCAAACUGACCAUGUCCAACCAGUCUUAGCUCCUGACAGCUGACGAGAUAGAGCUACGACGUGGCAUUGGUGCUGCCAAUCCAGCAGCUGCCUGUGGAACUGAGGCAACUCGUUCAGUAUUACAGAAGAUCUUGUGACAGCACUAUUGAAAUACUGUAUUUGAAGAGCUUUAGCAUAUAAAGAAUGAGUGCAAGAGCCAGUCAUUUCACUUCACUGCAGGUAGCACGUCCUGUCUGAAUUAGACACUGUUGGCACUGUUUGGUUGUAGGUUUAAAUGUUUUCAUUUUAAAAAGGGGGAAAUAGUAUUUUAUAGCAGCUUCAGUGUCUCAUCUGAAGUGCACUAUUUAUAAUUUCUUUAAUGUUUAGUUUAUGUAUACAUACUUAUAUAUGCACAGGGUGCUUUUGGCCUGCUCGAACAACAGUAUUGUGAAAAUUGUUCACACACAAAUAACAUCACAGUGGACAUUUUCCCAAGUGAUCAGAUUGUGAUCACAUUUAUACAGCUGAUAUAGCUCCCACUGUUGUAUAAAUUGAGCUCAUGGUCCCCAUGGUCCAAAUUGGAUGUGUACCAAGUUUCAUUUUACCAUGAUGCACAAUAUUCAUGAUUUCCAAGCACCACCAGUGAGUUUGUGUCUGCAUAUACUGUAUGUAUAUACUGUACAUGCCGUGUUAGAAUUAUUUUUAAGGAGAUGUGCUUUAAUAUCCCAUAGAUCAGGGGUCUUCAAUCCUAGGCUUGUAUGAUUGUGUCUGCAGUUAUUCAUUCUAACUCUGCUUUUAAUGUCACAACCCAGCUCAUUGUUGCCUUAAUUGGGACAAUUAAAAAACUUAUCUCAAACUUUCAGGUGUUGGUGCUUUUAAAGAGGCUAAGAAAACAGACACACUCCCUCCGGUACAAGAAUUGUAGACCCCUGUCAUAGAUCAGCAAAGCUAUGUUUCUUAUAUGGUAUAGCUUCAUAUUUUGGAGUGAAAAGUGAGAAAUCCAGUGGUGGUUCAUUAUUGAGUGCUCAAGAUGUAGUAUUGUUCAGAACAUGCUAAAAAAAGGCUGAGAUGCUGCACUGCUGCUUCUAUUAUAACCAGUUUACCACUGUGAUUUCUUGCUUUUCCUUAUUCGUAUGAAUGUGUCAGUGUGCCUGUGAUGUGAAUAUUUAAUAGAGAGGGAAACAAAUCUUAACUUCUGCAUUCUUCAGUCUCCAAAAGAGGGUAUCACGAUUAUUGCCAUGAUUUUUGGUUUCUUUGCUGAGAGCUUCAUGAUGUAUGUAUUUUGUGUAAAUACAGAGUAUUUCCAGUUGAAGACGUAAACUAAAA